Messenger RNA from Striga hermonthica, 280 nucleotides. Lineage: Eukaryota; Viridiplantae; Streptophyta; Magnoliopsida; Lamiales; Orobanchaceae. The record is from the annotation of a GenBank genome assembly.
GCGACGCCGUUCGAGUUGGUGUACGGACGUAAAAUUGCCGACGAUCGUAAGUUGCUCGAUGGGAAGCGCUGUGAAUGAUGAGGUCGAUCGAGAGUUGGUCGAGCGCGACUUGAUGUUGCGCGAGCUAAAGCGGACGUUGGAGGGCUCGAUCAAUAGGAUGAAGACGUACCAUGAUGGCAAGCGGCGUGACGUGGAGUUCGAGCCCGGGGACUGGGUGUACUUGAAGUUGAGGCCGUUUCGACAAAGGACGGCCGCGCAAAGGGCUGCGACCAAGCUCGGA